AGAAGAACAUGGAAUACAACUGGCGGAUGGUGGAUAUCUUAUUCCAAAUGAUGAGGGCAAGGCAGGAAAAGAAGAAUUCUACAGGGCUUUGUGUGAUACACCUGGUGUGGAUCCUAAGCUAAUUUCAAAAGCUUGGGUCUACAAUCAUUAUAAGUGGAUUGUGUGGAAACUAGCAGCUAUGGAAGUUGCAUUUCCACAGAAAUUCGCCAAUAAAUGUUUGACUCCAGAAAGACUCCUACUUCAGCUGAAGUACAGGUAUGACGUGGAAGUUGACCAAAGUCAUCGCUCAGCCAUCAAAAGGAUAAUGGAAAGAGAUGAUGUUGCUGCUAAAACUCUCAUACUGUGCAUCGCUAAAAUAAUAUCAUUGAACGCAAAUAUGUCUCAGAUCCGUGGUGAUAAAAGCACUGCUGAGGACAGCAAAAAAGACAUAGCAGUGGUUGAAGUUACAGAUGGCUGGUAUGGAAUCAAGGCUGUCUUGGACCCUCCCCUCCAAUCACUGUUGUGUAGAAAGAGGCUGACUGUGGGCCAAAAGAUUGUUGUACAUGGAGCAGAACUUGUGGGUUCUCAGGAGGCAAGCACUCCACUGGAAGUGCCAGAAUCUCUUAUGCUGAAGAUUUCAGCUAACAGCACUCGACGCGCGCGAUGGUAUGCCAAGUUAGGAUACCAUCGGGAUCCCCGGCCAUUCUCUUUGUCUUUGUCAUCACUCCUUAUUGAUGGUGGGACUGUUGGUUGCAUUGAUGUCAUUGUUCAAAGACUUUAUCCCAUACAGUGGAUGGAAAAAACAGCAGGUUCCUAUGUGUUUCGUAACUGUCGAGCUGAAGAAAGAGAAGCUGCAAAGCAUGCUGAGAAUCGACAAAAAACCCUGGAAGCAUUGCUUGCAAAAAUACAAGCUGAAUUUGAAAAGAAUGAAGAUGGCGGCAAAAGAGUACUGCGAUCCCGCACGUUAACCAGACAACAGAUUCGCUCUCUGCAAGAUGGGGCAGAACUUUACGAGGCAGUUCUUAACGCUGCUGAUCCAGCUUACCUGGAAAGUUAUUUCAGCGAGGAGCAGUUAAAGGCCUUGAACAGUCACAGACAGAUGGUAAAUGAUAAAAAGCAAGCACAGAUAGAAGCCGAAUUCAGGAAGGCGGUGGAUUCUGCUGAGGAGGAAAACAGUUCCUGCAGAAGGGAUGUAACCGCCGUACUCAAGCUACGAAUUGUGGAUUACAGAAAAGAAGAGAGAGGAAAAGGUUAGUAAGGUCAGAGAUCCUCGUGAUUUAAACAUUAGAUUAUUCACACUGCAUGAUUAUCUGAAUUCACUUUAUGAAGACUUGGAUGAUGCCUUACUAGAGCCAAUUACCAAACAUUCAAAAAGGAGAGAAAUAGUAAUCAUGGGGGACUUCAACUUCCCCGAUAUUGGUUGAGACUCAAACUCUGCCACGAGUGUAAGUUCUGACAAAUUCCUCCAUUGCAUCGCUGACAAUUUCAUUUUCCAGAAGGUGGAAGAACCAACAAGGGGGUCAUCUGUUUUGGACCUAGUCCUCACCAAUAGGGAAGAAAUGAUAGAUGAAGUGGAAGUGCCCAGAAACUUGGGAGGAAGUGAUCAUGUUCUCCUGGGUUUCAGGAUACAGAGGCGAGGGAAAACUGAGUGUAGUUGGACAGGCACUCAGACUUUAAGA
Messenger RNA from Podarcis muralis (Common wall lizard), 1658 nucleotides. The record is from RefSeq and is a predicted model, not a curated record. Lineage: Eukaryota; Metazoa; Chordata; Lepidosauria; Squamata; Lacertidae.